This is a messenger RNA of Callorhinus ursinus (northern fur seal), 4113 nucleotides long. RefSeq names its product RAB31, member RAS oncogene family (gene RAB31). Gene Ontology annotation, molecular function: GTP binding; GTPase activity. Lineage: Eukaryota; Metazoa; Chordata; Mammalia; Carnivora; Otariidae. The record is from RefSeq and is a predicted model, not a curated record.
GUCCCGCCCGCGGGCUGCCGCGAGCGAAAGGCGGAGACUGGAGGCCGCUGGCUGGGCGCGGGCGCGUCGCGGCCCCGGCCCCGGAGGAUGCUGAGCCCCUGCCCGGUCCGGCCCCGAGCACAUGAUGGCGAUACGGGAGCUCAAAGUGUGUCUUCUCGGGGAUACCGGGGUUGGGAAAUCAAGCAUCGUGUGUCGAUUUGUGCAGGAUCACUUUGACCACAACAUCAGCCCAACCAUUGGGGCAUCUUUUAUGACCAAAACUGUGCCUUGUGGAAAUGAGCUUCAUAAGUUCCUCAUCUGGGACACUGCUGGGCAGGAACGGUUUCAUUCACUGGCUCCCAUGUACUAUCGUGGAUCUGCUGCAGCUGUCAUAGUAUAUGAUAUUACCAAACAGGAUUCAUUUCAUACCCUGAAGAAAUGGGUGAAAGAACUGAAGGAGCAUGGUCCAGAAAACAUUGUAAUGGCUAUUGCUGGAAACAAGUGUGAUCUCUCAGAUAUUAGGGAAGUUCCCUUGAAGGAUGCUAAGGAAUAUGCCGAAUCCAUAGGUGCUGUUGUGGUUGAAACAAGUGCAAAAAAUGCUAUUAAUAUCGAAGAGCUCUUUCAAGGAAUCAGUCGCCAGAUCCCACCCUUGGACCCUCAUGAAAAUGGAAACAAUGGAGCAAUCAAACUUGGGAAGCAAGCCACGCAAGCCAGCCGGCGGUGCUGCUGACCCGUGGGCCAUGGUCCGCUGUACUUGAAGAAGCCAGAGCCAACCUCCCAUUCUUGGCAGCCUGGCAACCCCGCAUAGGGAGAAGAGAGAUGCUGGCUUGGCAUCCUGGAAGACCUGAAGCGAUGGGGCAGGAAAUGUCCCUGGAAAAGGCUUUUAGAAAACUCCAGAAAAAUCCGCCAUACUAUCACAAAAUGGCCUUUGGUGUAUGAAAUGCACAUGAGAGGAAACAGAUGUUAGGUAAUAAGUACAGUUGAGUUUUUUGUUGUUGUUAAAAACCCUAAAAUAUUCUUCAAUUUGUACAGCCGUCUCACUGGCUUAUCUGUGUGUGAGAUUCUGAGGUGGCCUUCCCUUCUGACUUCCUGGGUUCCUCAGCCCAAUUUCAGCAAGUUCCACGGUGCUAUGGCCUAUGUUACCUGGCCAGACUUCACUGAAAGUUUAAUUUCAUUUCAUUCCAUUUACCUUUCAGUGGAGUGUAAUUGGAUCAUCACUCAAGCUAGAGACUUGAGCCAUUAUGAAAGUGGAGAAAGAUGCAUUAGAAACUGUUGUCUACAUCUCUGACUUAUACUUGAUGCCUGUUUUUGUAAGUUUUAGUCAUAUAUAAACAAACCAAAUCUGACUAAGAUAGUUCAUGCAGUUUGGGGGUUAGGAGGCCUAGUUUGAAAGAGUCAUUUGAGUAGUUACUGCAUAAACGGUGACAGAUGUAGGGUAUAAAUAUUUUCCAGAGACUGCCUGGGAUGCAUCAUCUCCACAGUAAUAAAUUCCCACUCUCUUACAGAAGAUUAAUUCACGGAGUAGGGUUUUACUAAGAUAGUAUGUCAUGGUGUCAUAUCCAGGGGGAAAACUAACCGGAGGAUGUCUGAGUCUAAAUCAUAGGGCAAAUUUCUAAUACUAUCAAUCAGUAGGUUACAGGAAAGCCAGCCAGAGGAAGCACCUUAAGAUUUGAGACCCCCCCCCAAUUACAAAACUGGAGAAAGUGUUUUAGAAGAUGCCAAGCUUGGGCAGCUGGGAGUUAGGACUCACCAGAGGUCCAACCCUGGAAUGCCCGUUAGUUAGUUGAGAGCAGGCUUUCAUAAAACCUUCCUUUCUAGAUUCCCUGUCUGCUCAAUUGAUGAAAGAUGUCUGAAUCCAAUGGAAGGAAAGGGAAAGAAGGCACAGAAGGGAAGAAAAGCUAUUUCCACUAGAAAUCCAAAUCUUACUACCAUUCUAACUUCCAUAAAUACCUGGGAUCAAGAAGCAGUUGGUUUCCUAUUAAGGCUUAUAUUGGGAGGAAAUUCUUAAAGGGCGUUUGGAUCCGGGCCUUCGGUGGGGACUAGGAAACUCAAGACUGGCUGGACCCAGGAAUGGUUAAUCAGGCAGCGGGGUAAUAGGGCCAGCCAGUACCUUUUCGGCUAGCAACAUUCAAGGCCCAGCAAACAUUAAUAGAAAACCUAUAACAUGAAAGCCAGGAGAGAGAUGGUCAGCCAACAAAAGACCUCAAGACCCCAGUAACUCAGUGUGAGCUGGUUCCUCGGAGGCCUGUCAUGGCUCUGCCCACCCUGCUCCGGACAGGUAGAGACAGUGAGAUCACCGUCAACGAAAAGCAAGGGUCCUUGAGAGAGUCACGGCCAAGUUUACACUCCUUUAUGGGGACUGCAAUCAAGAAAACAGGUGGAAAUCACAGAUUUAGGGUUUGCUUUUUUCUAGAAAAACUCAACAAUAUGCUGUCAAUUGGCUAUCGCCACUGCUUCACUCAGCUUGCAAGAAUAGUUUGACAGUCUUAGGAUGUGCAGGCCAGAAGCACUUAUUUUUGGUUCGAGACUGCCUCUUAGCUCUCCGAGACUGGCACUCAAAAACUGCUAGCAAGUGGCAUUUGGAAGUCUUGGCAGAGCCCUUGCCAGGCUUUUUAGGGUUUUCUCCAUGUUGUCAACUUUACUAGUAGCCAGCAUGAUUCUGCUUGCGGGCCAAGUGAUGAUCAUGCCUCUUCUAAAAGUUAAAAAAUUGGGGCUGCAAAUUGAAUGACCUCUUUCCAGGGGGCAUGAAGGCUCGUUGUGGAAGCUUUCCUCCUCCAGCUGUCCCUGAGAACCUUGGUCUAUCUCUAGACAGCUGCUCAGGUUGCCCAGCUAAGGCGGUCCACGUCCCCGUGGGGUUCCAAGCCCUGGGCGGGGUCUUUAGUGGUUGCAUCUUGCAUGAAAGAGCUGAUGUUAAUCACGUGGAGCGAGCAACCCACGAAUGAGCCCAUGGUCUUAUUUCAGAAGCACAUUGAGGGUGUGAACUACUCUUUUACCUUUCUGUACUGCCUUAAUUCUUCCAGUCAGUCAGAUGACAGUAUGUAUGUAAUCACUACUCGGAGCAACUGGGGAAAGAGUACACAGCACUUGGGCACACAUGCAUUCGUAUAAACAUGGAGUCUCCUCUGCAGAUAGACGCUCUAGCCUCGUCCUCAAUGAAGCUUUCUUUCUUCCCUUAUUUUGCCUUGCAAUGACUUUCUGGCUGUUCUGAUUGUUGAACUCUAACCAUGUAAUAUCGUGUAAAAGCCUGGAAAUGACUAUUGCUCCAAACUGUCAAGUAGUUUCAUGUGAUGUAAAUCCUUCACAUAAUUUUCCAAACUUUGCUUUUUUCCCCUCCAUUUUCUUUCCUUCCAUGGGCAUGUAUAUGUGUAAAUAUGAUUUUGUGUUUGUGACACCGACACGUAAUCCAUUUCACUGGCUGAGUCUGGCUCGUGCCUGUGUGUUGUACCAUGUAGGCCUGGGUUCUCAUAGGGGUCAUUUCCCUGUGGGACUCCCUAAGGCGGCGCUGGAGUCGUGCACACAUUUUAGGUCGGUACAUAAUUGACUUGCCAUUUUAUACUUGAAAUGGUACAUCAGGGUGCUCAAGAUGACGUUACCUUGCAGGCUAGAGAAGGUUGAAGACCUAAAACUAACUUUUAGCCAACGGAAGGGCUGUGCCCCCAGGAGAACUGAAUUCAUUUGCCGAGGGAGGUUUGGAUGAUGGAGGUAUUUUCUGGAUGGUCAAGGACUACGGCGUCCGCUGGCUGAGGCCGAGCUCCUCUUACAGGAGUCCACUUGCUGCAAUGUUCACAGCCAGUCGAAUUACAAGCUGGCUUCUAAACUAAAGGGCUCUGAGCUGUAUUCAGAUCCAUUCAGCAUCGGGUCUACUUUUUCAGCCAUCACUGUUGAAAGCAGACCCAGUGAUCCAGUGUCAGUGCUCUGUCGUGUAAACCGUUCCUUUUUCUUGUGUUUCUGUAAAGGGCUUCUGGCUGGGCUGGACCCAGUUCUCACAUAUAGAAGAUGCUGCUGCAGACAAUUAGGACCUUUCCACCUUGUAUUCUAUAGUAAGGCACUGCCCUCAACAUCACCCAAUUGUAUAUGUUAUUUGGGGUUUAACACACACUGAUUCAUACUAAUAAAUAUUGUAAGUUUUACCAA